Molecule: messenger RNA, 660 nt
Organism: Alternaria ethzedia
Lineage: Eukaryota; Fungi; Ascomycota; Dothideomycetes; Pleosporales; Pleosporaceae
Exons: 2
Coding region: 1-660 (219 amino acids)
Source: RefSeq, a predicted model, not a curated record
AUGGAUGCAGCUCCCAACUGUGCCAUCUGCAAUGCGCCGCCAUAUCCUGAAUGCUCCUGCGAAUCGGAGCGGCUUCAAAUAGCCGUCAAGCAGGCUGAGGCGCGUGCUAUGGAAGAUCGCAUGGCUGAGAUACGAGACUGGGUAAUCAACAAUGCGCGCCAGCAUAUCCUCAACGCAUUCGAAAGAUUGACCUCGACACGCAAGCAAGCGCACUCAUCAUACCUAGCUUCCCUCCCAAACUACGAGGUCUACAUGCGAUACUCUGGCCACCCGCCGAUACACCCCAUGUACGUUGCGACGUUGCAGACACAGAUCGCAGAGGCGCACGCGGAACUCAAGCGCGGUAUUGACGCCGACUGGCGCGCAUCGGUGCUGCGAUAUCCAGAAGUGCUGGACUACUUCUACAGCCUUGUCGAGCUCAGACUGCCGGACGAUCGCUCUCGAGAAGUCGUUGAACCACCCUUCGCCGCGGCAGGCUACGCGGAUGUAGGAUAUGGAGUCAAACAGAAGAAGAAGAAGCGACGAGAGAGGGAGGGAUCAGUGCCGCAGCAACACAUGGCUCUCAGAGUGAUGCGUGGAGUGCCACCUCCUGCGGUGCCGACUCCACCAAUCCAUCACAACGGGUCGUAUCCUCGGCCGCCCGAUCCCUACGGAUACUAA